UCACGAACAAACGGAAGAACAAAAAAAAAAAGAAAAUCUCUGAGAGCGACCAAAUCAAAUCAAUCGGAGCUAUGACAGAGAAAAAGGAGACUGUGCCACCGGAGUACGAUGUGAAUGCUAAGUGGGACGCAUGCCUCGAUCUCACCGUCCGUCGCUUCGUUUACUCUUCCCUCGGCGGCGCAUUCGCCGGUCUUCUUCUCUUCAGGAGUCCGGUUACAAGAUGGUCAUCGAUAGCUUUGGGUGCUGGAAUCGGUAUUGGCUCUGCUUACACUGAUUGCUCUCGUUCUUUCGACGCACCUUCUUCGCCUUCAGCCAAUCUAGCAGCUCCCAAGAGUACUACUACAGAGACUUCUUGAUGAUCAUGAUCAGGCUGCGGACGAGUAGACAAAUGACUAUAAAAGCGGAAGUUAGUAACGCAUGCAAAGAUCUGGGUAUCUAGAAACAGAGCUUUUGAAUCACGCAAUGAUUGUUAAAUUGUUUCCUUAAACCUGUAAGGACAAGUCAUUUAAGUUGAUUUCACAUGUAAACACCUUCCUUUUGUAAGAAAAUUGUUCUAUCUCUUACUCACGGUGGUUUUUGAACAACUAAAUUCAAGAUGUUACAUCAAAAAGGUUGGUUA
Camelina sativa (false flax) is the source of this 619-nucleotide messenger RNA. RefSeq names its product MICOS complex subunit MIC10. The record is from RefSeq and is a predicted model, not a curated record. Lineage: Eukaryota; Viridiplantae; Streptophyta; Magnoliopsida; Brassicales; Brassicaceae. Gene Ontology annotation, cellular component: mitochondrial inner membrane; MICOS complex; mitochondrion.